Molecule: messenger RNA, 976 nt
Organism: Macrobrachium nipponense
Lineage: Eukaryota; Metazoa; Arthropoda; Malacostraca; Decapoda; Palaemonidae
Exons: 5
Coding region: 236-958 (240 amino acids)
Source: RefSeq, a predicted model, not a curated record
GGAGGACCACACCUCCCAUACGAAUACCGGAAGAAGGGGAGGGAGAGAAUUUGGGCAGUUAGGUUUCCUCUAGUUUCCUAAAAUUCAACGUCAUGAUUUCGUCCUCCUUUUCGUGUAUAUAAAGACGAUCAAAUCUUUGGGACGACAUCAAAUCACAACCUUCAAGGAGAAGAAGAAGAAGCAUCGAGAGGAACUCGCUUCGUGUUUUGGAAUCGGUUUAAUCUUCAACCAAACGAUGCUCAGCUCAUUCAAGGUCUUGGUGGUCCUGUCGUUGGCGUUCUUCUCUCCGGCGUCGGUCAACGGGCAUGGGUACAUGACGUCACCUGCCGCCCGUAAUUCCGCCUGGAGGUUUGGAUUCGACACGGCGCCCAAUUACGGAGACAACGAGCUCUUCUGCGGAGGGCGGGAGAAAAUGCAUUUUUCGAACGGAGGACGAUGCGGCGUCUGUGGGGACGACUGGAGUCUCCCUCAGCCUCGACCCCACGAAAGGGGAGGUCGAUUCGGUCGAGGGGUCAUCACGGCCAACUACACCGAGGGUCAGGUCGUACCUGUGACCAUCCACCUCUCGGCCAACCACAAGGGCUGGUACGAGUUCCGUCUUUGCAACAACGACAACCCUGCAGCGGAGGACUCGCAGAGGUGCCUGGACAAGCAGCUCCUGCAGAUGGCCGACGGUUCAGGCUCGAGGUACUACUUGGAGGGCGACGUCAGGGGCAGCCACACGGUCCACGUCCAGCUGCCCGACCGCCUCUCCUGCAGCCACUGCCUCCUGCAGUGGACUUGGGUUGUGGGGAACUCUUGGGGAACCUGUCCGGACGGGUCAGGUGCCAAUGGUUGUGGACCCCAGGAGACGUUCGUCAACUGCGCUGACGUCAGCAUCUUCCCCAAACACCAGUUGAACUCUAUCACCAGGAAGACAAUUCAUCCAAAAUUUCCUUCACACAAGCCGUAUUGGUGAAUGGAGUUAUACCUUAUC